Messenger RNA from Selaginella moellendorffii, 2212 nucleotides. Its product is annotated as folate-biopterin transporter 1, chloroplastic. The transcript is spliced from 9 exons. The record is from RefSeq and is a predicted model, not a curated record. Bases 25 to 2010 code for a protein of 661 amino acids. NCBI's taxonomy places the organism in Eukaryota, Viridiplantae, Streptophyta, Lycopodiopsida, Selaginellales, Selaginellaceae. Gene Ontology annotation, cellular component: membrane.
GUAAACGAAGGCCCGAGUUGAUGGAUGCUCAAGCCCGUGUGUUUGAUGCUCCAGAAAAGCUAUCGUUUUGGCCGCCUUGUCGUUGGCAGCCUGCACCGUGUCCAAUCCAAUCUCGCUGCAAGCCACCCUUGCGAAGCGGCUGUCCUCUUCCAGCAACUUCUCCGACGCUUUGCCUCGCUCCAGCCCCUCCGCAAUGCCCUACCUCCGCUGCCCGCUCGGCCUUGUCCACCGCGCUUCCCAUGUCCGGCCCCUCGGCCUUGGCCACCUCUGGUUGGCGGUUAUUUAGGUUGUGUUUUUAAAAGGAAGAACAGCCCUGGCUCGAUUCCUGGGCGCAUAAAACGCGAAAACGCAAGGUGUUGGCGCGCUAUGGCAGCCGUGGUAGCCACGCCCAGCUACUGCUCUAGGGUUAGGGUUGAGAGGCCAUGGCGGAGAGUGCGAGCUAGGCCGGCAAGAGUACAGCGGGUCAUCGUAUGUGCAGCCAGGAGAAUGGAGCAAGAUCAUCACAAGCAUCGGACCAUCGAAAUGCAACACGUCAACGGUGAGGAGGAAGGCAACCACGCUUCCAUUCCCGAGCAGCCGCCAGCCAUGAGCUCCUUAGGAAGCGAAAUCAGGCGCUGGAGCGCUCUUGUCAAGACCAAGGCGUCGCAGCACAUUCUAGGAGUGGAAUUCUCUCCAGACAUAGUUGCCAUAACCAUGGUCUACUUUGUCCAAGGCAUUCUCGGACUUUCCAGGCUUGCUGUCAGUUUCUUCCUCAAGGAUGAUCUUCAUCUCGAUCCAGCAGAGACAGCUAUUCUAUCUGGAUUCUCUGCUUUCCCGUGGCUCGUCAAGCCUCUCUAUGGCUUUAUAAGCGACGGGCUCCCUCUGUUUGGUUACAGGCGGCGAUCAUAUCUUGUACUUUGCGGACUUCUUGGAGCGGUUUCGUGGGGAUCGUUGUCCGCGCUUGUAACCGAUAAGUAUGGUGCCGUGGCCAUGAUUUUCCUUAGUUCUCUAUCCGUGGCUUUCUCAGAUGUUGUGGUCGACUCAAUGGUUGUUGAGAGGGCACGGGGUGAAUCGCAAGAUACGUCUGGAUCGCUUCAGUCGCUCUGCUGGGGAUCUUCGGCAGCUGGGGGCAUUAUCAGUGCAUACUUCAGUGGCUAUUUUGUUCAGACUUAUGGUGUGAGGUUUGUUUUCGGCGUCACAUCUCUUCUUCCACUUAUCACGUCAGCCGUUGCCGGGCUUGUACAGGAAGAGCCGGCUUGGAAUAUCCAAACGUCCGGUACCGCUGACGAUCUCAGAGUGGACUUUCGAUCAGAUGGUGUCUUCCAAUCCGCGAAGAAGCAAAGCUUACGUUUGUGGAGGACUGUUCGGGAGCCAACAAUCUUUCUCCCCACGCUGUUUAUAUUUCUGUGGCAGGCCACCCCAUCUUCCGACACCGCCAUGUUCUACUUCACAACAAACAAGCUGGGUUUUGGACCGGAGUUCCUUGGGCGGGUGCGGCUCAUAACUGCGAUGGCUUCUCUUGCUGGAGUGGGCGUAUACAACAGCUUGCUGAAGCAUGUGCCUCUCAGGAGAAUGUUCUUUUGGACCACGCUACUGGGGGUUGGAUUGGGUUGCACGCAGUUGAUGCUUGUCAACGGUUGGAAUCGCAGUUUGGGCAUUAGCGAUGAAUGGUUUUCCAUGGGGGACUCGUUAGUGCUCACCGUCCUUGGCCAGGUUUCUUUCAUGCCAGUCUUGGUUCUGGCAGCCAAGUUAUGCCCGCCAGGUGUAGAAGCCACGCUGUUUGCAACGCUCAUGUCUAUCAGCAAUGGCGCGGGGGUGCUUGGGGGGCUCAUGGGUGCGGGCUUGACACAGUUAUUGGGCGUGUCAAGCCACAAUUUUGACAAUCUGGCCGUGUUAGUACUGGUGACCAACCUGUCGUCGCUACUUCCGCUGCCAUUCCUGGGGCUGCUUCCGCCCGAGAGCCAGCUGCAAGACGCAGUGGACAGGGCCGAGAAGGCUUUGAAUGACAUGGAGGAGGCCAAGCGCGAGUAGGCAGGCGAAGGGCCUGGCGGUGUUGAUGACGGAUGCGAUGGAUGGCUGGGACUUUAUAAAGGGAGGUAAAAAACAAAGGCCAGCCGUUUUGGCGAGUUGAGUGAGUGAGAGGCAUUGCGCAAAGCAAGCCAGACGACUUGUUGACAUGGGCGGCCUGGUCAACAGUGGGGGUCAAUGCACUAUAAAACCUGGGUGUCAGGAA